Molecule: messenger RNA, 3101 nt
Organism: Dama dama (fallow deer)
Lineage: Eukaryota; Metazoa; Chordata; Mammalia; Artiodactyla; Cervidae
Gene: SHISA2
Product: shisa family member 2
Exons: 2
Coding region: 583-1467 (294 amino acids)
Biological process (GO): negative regulation of Wnt signaling pathway; negative regulation of fibroblast growth factor receptor signaling pathway
Cellular component (GO): endoplasmic reticulum
Source: RefSeq, a predicted model, not a curated record
UGGUGGGGAGGUGCGCUGCCCGGGUGGCGCGGCCGGAGCCAUGCGGACCGAGCUCGGAGCGCAGAAGGCUGGGCGCGGCCGACCGCUGCACUUGCUGCCCGGAGCCCUGCGCCCGCUGCCCGGCUUCCUGGGCUCUUCUCACCGCCCGCGCGGGGUAUAAAGGCAAAGAGACGCACUCUGGACCCUUGGGCUUAAACUCGGCGGAGCGCCCCGGCUCUGGGUACGCCGCGGCGCGCCCACUGGUGGUCCGGCUAGAGUGAGCGUCCCCUCGGGGAUGCACGGGCAGGGUCCCGUCGCGGGUGAAGCCUCCGGGGGCUGUGCCACGGCAGCCCCGGGGACCCUCUGACUCGUAACCCGGAGAGCUCGGUCGGCGAGUGCCCACGAGUCCAAGGCUGCCUCUGCUCGGACUGCGCCGCCGGCUGAGGGAGGGCAUGGCUUAGGUCCCGGACGUCGCGGCGGGGGCGGUGACCCGCGGACCCGACACUCGGCGAAGAGGACCCGGCCUCGGCACCGCGGGGACCAGGGCGCCGGAGUCGGUUCUGCGCCCUCGGAAGACGCGCCGCCUGCGCCCAGGGUGGUGCCAUGUGGGCCGGCCGCCACCCGGCCGCCGCCUCCCCGGACGCCGCUUCACUCCUGCGGCUGCUGCUGGCCGCGCUGCUGGCGGCCGGGGCGCUGGCCAGCGGCGAGUACUGCCACGGCUGGCUGGACGCGCAGGGCGUCUGGCGCCUCGGCUUCCAGUGCCCCGAGCGCUUCGACGGCGGCGACGCCACCAUCUGCUGCGGCAGCUGCGCGCUGCGCUACUGCUGCUCCAGCGCCGACGCGCGCCUGGACCAGGGAGGCUGCGACAACGACCGCCAGCAGGGAGCCGGCGAGCCCGGCCGCGCGGACAAAGACGGCCCCGACGGCUCGGCAGUCCCCAUCUACGUGCCCUUCCUCAUCGUCGGGUCAGUGUUUGUCGCCUUCAUCGUCUUGGGGUCCCUCGUGGCCGCCUGCUGCUGCAGAUGCCUCCGGCCCAAGCAGGAGCCACAGCUGAGCCGGGCCCCAGGAGGGCCCCGCCUGGUGGAGACCAUCCCCAUGAUCCCGAGUGCCAGCACCUCGCGGGGUUCCUCCUCCCGCCAGUCCAGCACGGCCGCCAGCUCCAGCUCCAGCGCCAACUCGGGGGCCCGGGCACCCCCUACCAGGUCCCAGACCAACUGUUGCCUGCCCGAGGGCACCAUGAACAACGUGUAUGUGAACAUGCCCACGAACUUCUCUGUGCUCAACUGCCAGCAGGCCACCCAGAUUGUGCCCCAUCAGGGGCAGUACCUCCACCCCCCAUUCGUGGGGUACACCGUGCAGCCAGACUCGGUGCCCCUGACCCCGGUGCCCCCGUUCAUGGAUGGGCUGCAGACGGGCUACAGGCAGCUCCAGGCUCCCUUCCCUCACACUAACAGUGAACAGAAGAUGUACCCAGCGGUGACCGUGUAACUCAGAGGGCGGCCGGGGGCCUGGACCAGACGGCUGAGCGGGCGCUGUGGGCUUGGGAAGGAUGCUAGCCUGGAAGUCUGUGCCUGUCGGUGUUGCUUAUGGCACGGUUCUGUUGGAUGGCUUAUUUGGCCCCAAACUGUAUGAAAACAUCUUUCUCCACAUUAACCUGUCUAGAUUUGUUUAUCCUGGUUAAUGAUUGAUUUACGAUGGGAAAGAGCAGUCCCUGGAGAUACCUGUGUCAUUACCAACGGCUCCGUGACACCUGUAAGCCUUUAAGUGCCCUUGAGGUAUGGCUGUCAAAAGAAUUUUGUAAACUGAUGGAGCAUUUUUAUUAUUUUGUUAUUAUUACUUCUUUUUUUUUUUUUGGUACAAGAUCAGAAUUGCUGUUCCCUCCCUGUUACCUGGGCCGGUUUCUAAUAAGCAUCUAAGGUUUUAGGGGAGACGCAAAGAACAACAGUUCUUAUAAAAGGAAGCCAACCUGGACUCAGACGUUAGUCCUUGAUCUCAAUAUUUCCCAGGCACAUCUUAAUUUGUUGUAAAAAGAUAUAUAUAUUAUCUAUUUUUGUGCUUUUUGGGGGUUUGUUUUGUGCUUUUUUACCUUGUGUAGAGAUUUAUUACAAAGUGAUUUUCUACAUUAAAAAAAAGACUGAAAGAAAUUGUAUAGUUCUUAACUGAUGACAUUUCAGAACUCUGGGAUUAUUUUAAUCUUGAAGUAGUGGAUGGUGUAGUAAUAAAACCAUUCAUCCCCUUCUUGAUUGUAUCUUUUACAUUUCUGGCUUUACACUGAUAUCUGAGAAGAAGUAAUUGUUUUUGUGUUGAAAUCAUAAACUCUAUCACCUGCUACUUCUCCAGGUUACUUUUUAAUUUUGCCGUGUGGUAUGGCUUGGCUUUCAUUCUCUUUAGUGUUCAGAUCUCCAUGUCUGUAUGGUACUGAGUGCAGGUAAUUACUGUUGUUAUAAAUGUUAUAACAUCAGCCUUUCUGCCUAGAUCUGAUAAAACAUUUUCUUGUUUUCCCUAUAAAAACUCACAUGCUUUAUAAAGAUACUUAGUAUCAUUUCUCAGCCAUAAUCCCAGUCUUGGGAUGAAAUUUAAACCACAAAUAAGAUUUACUGUGCAAAUCAUAGGCUUUUAUACUGUCAUUAUCAAAAUGUCUUAUUUUUCAAGCAAGAGGGACUGUUAAGUUGAGAAGAGCUUUUCAAAGUAGAUAUUGUCUUUCUUCCCCACAAAGUUAGUUCUUGUUUUCCUCUCUCUUGGUUCUCAGCAAGCACUGUAUUCAUUACCAGCGUGGUGAAUUAUGAAUCUCAAGCGACUUUAUUUGUGUAUUGUUCACUUAUAAGAAAUAAGUCAAAAUGUGUGCCAGUAAAUUUCCAAAUGCUAGCAAAACCAAGAUUUGUAAUUAAAUGGUCAUAAGGUAUGGUCUUUUACAUAUUUAUAUCUGUAUCUGUGGUUAUCUGUCAUUAAUCAUCUGUCUACCUGUUUGAUUGCUUAUGUGCAUUUCUACCUGUUAUCUCAUGACUGAAUAAUGUAAAACCAUUGUUGGCAAUUGGUGUCAACAAGAUACUCCAUCAAACCUCUUAAUAACCAAAGGCAGGGGAAAAUCAUUUUACUUAUUAAUAAAUAUUUUAUGGGAUGAA